AUGACACGUCCCUCUGCUCCCACCCCAAGCUUCAAAAAAAAACAUGGUACACCUGGCCGGGGCGGCGGCAUCUGCCGCGGCUCUGACGGCAGCAGGGCGGUAGAAAGGGGGGCGGGGAGGUGUGGGGGGGCUGCGCGCAGCCUCCGCGGCGCAUCUCCUACCGGCAACGCUCACGGCUUAGCUGGGCCGGCCGCUCAGUCUAGCUCGCGCCGCGCACACGUGCACACGUGCCGCCGCGUCCACACCGCCAGUGCACCGAGCCUCCACGACGACGCCGCCACCGAGCACCCUCGAACCACAGCCCGGGAUGCGCUCCUGACGGCUCGCCCCGCCCCCGACCACCCUCAACAAUCGCCCCACACGCAAGUGAGUGCCCCCGCCGCCAAACGUCCCACCAGACGCUCUCAGCGCUACCCCACCAGCAAAGGUGCUGCCGGUGCCGAACUGGUAAUCACCGGAGUCAAGUGUGGAGUGAGGUUGAUGCAGGAG
This is a messenger RNA of Iphiclides podalirius (scarce swallowtail), 489 nucleotides long. Lineage: Eukaryota; Metazoa; Arthropoda; Insecta; Lepidoptera; Papilionidae. The record is from the annotation of a GenBank genome assembly.